This is a messenger RNA of Leptonychotes weddellii (Weddell seal), 1950 nucleotides long. Lineage: Eukaryota; Metazoa; Chordata; Mammalia; Carnivora; Phocidae. The record is from RefSeq and is a predicted model, not a curated record.
ACAGCCUCUCCGCAGCUCCUGGACCCCGCGGAGAGACCCGGCUCUCAGCAUGAUGCGUCGUGCGCCUAUAGACAGUUCUCUGACCGCAGCUCUCUGUGCUACGGCUUUGCGCUGGACCAUUCCAGGCUGGUGGAGGAGAGGCACUUCCACACCCAGGCCUGCGAGGGCGGCCGGUGUGAGGCAGGCAGAAAGCAGAGAAGCCUAUGAAAACAGCAUGCCUCACAUCGCUUCCGUCCACAGGAUCCACGGGCGAGGUCAUUGGGAUGAAGAUAGUGUGGUCAGUUCUCCAGACCCUGGGUCUGCCAGCGAAUCAGGUGACCGAUACCGCACUGAGCAGUAUCAAAGUAGCCCACACGAGCCUAGCAAAAUUGAAACUCUGAUAAGAGCCACCCAGCAAAUGAUUAAAGAAGAAGAGAACAGAUUGCAGCUAAGGAAAGCCCCCCCAGACCAACUGGCUUCCAUUAAUGGAGCUGGGAAAAAACACUCCCUCUGUUUUACAAACUACCAACAGCCCCCGCCAACAGGGGAUGUCUGCCACAGCUCGGCUCUUGCCAACACUUCACCAUGUGACCACAUCCAGCAGAGAGAGGGAAAGAUGCUGAGCCCCCACGAAAAUGACUAUGACAACAGUCCCACUGCACUGUCUCGAAUAAGUAGUCCCAAUUCGGAUCGCAUUUCAAAAUCCAGUUUGAUCCUAGCUAAAGACUAUCUACAUUCGGAUAUGUCUCCACAUCAGACAGCGGGAGACCAUCCUGCCGUCUCUCCAAACUGCUUUGGUUCUCACCGGCAGUAUUUUGAUAAGCAUGCUUACACAUUAACUGGAUAUGCCCUGGAGCACUUAUAUGACAGUGAAACCAUUAGAAACUAUUCCUUGGGCUGUAAUGGCUCACACUUUGAUGUAACUUCCCAUCUAAGGAUGCAGCCAGACCCGGCACAAGGACACAAGGGAACAUCUGUUAUAAUAACCAAUGGAAGCUGAUGUUUUUCUAAAAUAUUUUGUUCUUUAAGGAUCUCUGAAACAUAUUUAUAGUUUAAUGCCCCAUUACCAGCAUUUACUAUGCCACAGAUGGUUAGAGAGGAUAAUUUAAGUUACUGGAUAUUUGACAUGUGUUCCUGCAAAAUCAAAGAGCACUAGCAUUCAGGGUUACACACAGACAAUGUAGUUAAAAUGAAUACAUAAAUUGCCCAUCUAAUUAUAUGGAACCAGAAUAGAUAAAUUUUGAAUUGAAAAGUACUCUUGUAGAUUAAGUGAGCAUAUAUACCACAUGAAAGGACUGGUAGAAGACAGUAUUGCAUUGUGAUGUAAACCUCAUACACACAGACCACUUAUCCACAAACUGCUAUGUACACUUUACAUGCAGAAAUGUCAACUAUAUACCUUAAAUACAACCCACAAAUGGGUAAGUUUUCUUAACCCUAGCACAUUAAGCUUAUUAAAGAAAUUUCCAUUCCUAAAAUAACUAAGAAAGAGAGAGAUACAUCUUGUAAACUGGUUUCUUCAUUGUGAUUUCAACCAGUCAGCUCAUUUGGUUCAGGCAUAAAUUAGGGAAAUGGUUCUGGGCAUGGUACAAGAAUGAGUUUCCACCUGGUAUCCAUUUUAAGCAAUCAGGAAGUGGUGAUUUUUCACUUUAUUUUUGAGUUAGACAAGGAACAGGAUCACACUGACAUAGCAGUAAGGGUUUUCUAAGUAAAAGCACCGAGAUGUUGGGACACACAUCAAAAAUCUGGCAUGCCCAAUUGGAAAUAGUUUAGUAAAGAUGGAAAGGCCAGAGACAGAGAGAAAUGAAAUGAUAUCUCAACACAAACAAUUUAAGCCUCCGAAUAUGUAAUCAACAUAUUUCGGGCUAUAAAACCAACCAAAUUAAAAACUCAAACCGAUUCACCAAGAAAAAAGGCUGCUAAGUGCAAGAAAGAACUAAGGAAAGCCAAUGGAGGGCUAUAUGGCAGCAG